CUCUGUCACGUGAAGGUUCUUCGAAAGGAGUUUCCACGACAGCUGAGCAGCAGGCUGCCUUUUCUCUCCACCUGUAACGUGGGUCGAUUUCACGCGAAAUUGCUUAAAAAUGGGAGACAAGAAGAGUCCCACAAGGCCAAAGCGGCAAUCCAAACCCUGCUCUGACGACGGCUACUGGGACUGCAGCGUGUGCACGUUCAGGAACAGCGCUGAGGCGUUCAAGUGCAUGAUGUGUGACGUCAGGAAGGGCACGUCAACCCGAAAACCACGGCCUGUUUCUCAGCUGGUUGCACAGCAAGUAAAUCAACAGUUUGCACCACCCACACAACCUAAAAAGGAAAAGAAAGAAAAAUCAGAAAAAGAUAAAAAUGACAAAGAACCAACACUUAAAAAGAAAAGCCAUAAAAAGACAAGGCCCAGGUUGAAAAACAUCGACAGGAGCAGUGCUCAGCAUCUAGAGGUCACAGUUGGAGACUUAACUGUAAUAAUCACAGACUUUAAAGAGAAAGUCAGACCUACGUCCACUUCAACAACAACGGUUUCAGUGGACCAACACAGUCAAAGUGGCUCGAGCUCUGACAACACCGAACGAGGAGUCUCCAGAUGCUCGUCGCCCCGUGGGGAAGCCUCGGCCGUCAAUGGAGACACUCGCUAACUUUUGCACUUGGAGCAGCCCGGUCUUCUGCACUCUUAACCAUAGAUCAACUUUACUAUGUCACCUUUUAAAUCGUACAAGUAGCAGUUUGAUAGACUUCACUUUCAUUUGGGCUGCGUUUUUUUUUUUCUCCCUCUACUGCUUUCCAGUUCUGACAAUUCAGGAGUUAGGACAUGUUUAUGGAUGUUCUAGUCAAAGAAUCUACAGCAGGAGGCAUCGUGAUGAACUGAAACCUGACAGUAGGAUUAACUGUAUCCCCAAAUGUCAGUGGAAAUGACCCACAGGUUGUGGUGGUUUUGUGUUAUAACAUUUAAGUGUUAAAUCUGGCAUCACACCCUGUGAGAGCUCCUGAUGUGGAGUACAAAAAGUAUUCUAACCAGUAGCUCCAGAGUAGUUUACCUUUGAAUGAUAUUUGCACUUAAUGACAUUUUGUGUUGUGAAAACUUUUUAUAAGCAUUAUCGGUAAAUAUGAACACUGUUGCUUACUGGCCUUAACCCAUUAGCUUUUAAAUCUGCAUCACAAAACGCAGAGCAGGUUUUUAGGAAUUGCUUGACUCCUUAAGGUGUAGUCACAUUGUGACUGAGUAAAAUAAUUAGUACGGAUUUAAAUAAUUUGCCUGGUGGCAAAAACGGCCUAAUCCGUCAGUCUCCAGUGCAUUUGGGGCUCUGAUGGAAUGACUGGAUAAUCAUCGAAUGUAGGUGUGCAGCACUUCCAGACACGAACAGAAGAUGAAAAGCUAAUGCAUGGAUAAAACUAACAUCUAUCGUAUAUCUGCUGGCAAACUAACAAACAAAUACAAGACAAAACCGGUAAACAAACAUGCACCCACUGGGAAGCUCUCUGUCUGAUGUCCACUCAAAAUUUUGAGCGCGCACAGAACUUACCAAUGGACUCUCAGGACAUCAGCUGACAUGGGUUGUUUUUAACGAAUGAGAAAAGGAUUUGUACAGGACAAAAACUCAUGAGCAGAUAUAAGUAUUUCAUUUCUGUUAAUCAUACAAAAUCAGUCCGUCACAAUGUGACAGUUGCUUUAUGUGUCUGUCUCUGUUACUGUGGGCGAUGUGUAGGCAAUAUCUUGAGAAACGCUUUGUGUGUUGAGGUGAAACCUGGUGCACAAGGUCAUCAUACAAAGAUUCUUGACAAAUUUGACUUUGUGCUUUUUGGCUCAAAUUGU
Thalassophryne amazonica is the source of this 1830-nucleotide messenger RNA. Its product is annotated as YY1-associated factor 2-like. The transcript is spliced from 4 exons. Bases 110 to 655 code for a protein of 181 amino acids. Gene Ontology annotation, molecular function: transcription coregulator activity; DNA binding. Lineage: Eukaryota; Metazoa; Chordata; Actinopteri; Batrachoidiformes; Batrachoididae. Gene Ontology annotation, cellular component: nucleus. The record is from RefSeq and is a predicted model, not a curated record. Gene Ontology annotation, biological process: positive regulation of DNA-templated transcription.